CCUUUUCCCUCCCCCUGCAUCUCCCCCCCCCCCCCCCCCUGCGCCCAUGGUGCUGGUGGCCGAGCACGGGCGCCACCGCCGCCGCCUCUAAUGGCGCAGUACAGGCAGUCCGGUGUCUUCUUCGACUCACGGGGCGGGAGCAACUACCCGCUCCCGGACUACAACCGGCCCCACCACCCCUCCAAGCCCUCCUCCCGGAUCCGCCGGCCCGGGAAGCCCGCGUCGCGCCGCCGCCCGCGGGCCGCGGCGGCCGCGGUCGCCGCCGCGAUCCUCCUCCUCCUCCUCGCCGUCGUCUUCCUCCUCUCGCGCCGCAUCUCCCGCAACCCCCCAGAGAUCAAACAAGAUUUGGGCGGCGGGGAGGGGUUGCCGGAGUGGAACCAGAGCAAGGGCUGGAAGGAGCUCAAGUUCGGGUACGGCAGCGGCGGCCGGAGCGCGCAGGAUUCCAGGUACUGGGACCGGGACGAUCGGCGCCGCGACGAGGACUACUCGGAGGACGAGAAGGAGAAGAUCUCGGGUGGAAGUGGAAACGCCAGCAAUGCCGGCGGCGGUGGCGAGAAAGUUGUGGCGUCUGAAGUAGGUGUUGAGCAGAAAGGAUUGACCUUGGAGACCGGCAGUGGUGAGAAGGAUGUUCCGGAGGUGGCUGAAGGUGGGCAAGGAGGGACCUUGUACAAUGAGGGGGGGAGGAAGGAGCUGGAACAGUAUGAGGCGGCAGCCAUGGGGGCGGCGAGAACAGGGGUGAGGGAGGUUGACCCAGAUGAUGAGUAUGAUGAUGGCAUUGACACACAAGAUGAUUUAGAUGAUGCUCUGGUGCAUUCUUCUGAUGGUGGGAGGAAGCUUGGUGAUGGCGGUCAUGAAAGUGCUGAGAAGACGGAUGAAGUCACCUUGGAGACACACACAGAAGCAGGUAGAGGGAUCGUUGAUGGCCGUGAUACCAGUAGCAUGGACAAAAGGAAGGUUUCAGGGACUAGUAAUAAGAAACAUGGGUCCAAGAAAUCAAAGCGGAAGAAGACUGGUUCAACCUGUGAAAUGAAGUUCCUGAACUCCACUGCACAACUUGUAGAGCCAGCAAAAAAUGAGAAAUUCGCUAGUUUUAAUUUGGAGUAUGUACAAGUUGAAGAAAGACCUGUUGGAUCAGAAUAUUGGGAGCCAAGAUUUGCUGGCCAUCAGAAUCUACAGGAAAGAGAGGAGUCAUACAUUGCCCAUGACCAACAGUUAAAUUGUGCUUUUGUUAAGGGUCCUAAUGGUACAAGUACUGGUUUUGAUAUAUCAGAGGAUGAUCAAAAGUACAUGAGGAAAUGCCACAUUGCUGUUUCUUCUUGCAUCUUUGGAAACUCUGAUCGUCUUAGGGCUCCUUUCAGCAAAACAAUCACGAGUCUCUCAAAGAAGACAGUUUGCUUUGCUAUGUUUUUGGAUGAAGUGACAUUGCAAACUUUAGAAUCUGAAGGGCAAAAAAUGGACAACAUGGGUUUCAUUGGUAUAUGGAAGAUCAUAUUGAUUAAGAAUAUGCCUUAUAAUGACAUGAGGAGAGUGGGGAAAAUACCAAAAUUUUUGGCACAUCGGCUUUUCCCAUUGUCAAGGUUCUCAAUUUGGUUAGACAGCAAAUUGCGACUACAAACUGAUCCUAUCCUUAUCCUGGAGUAUUUUCUUUGGCGGCAUGGUUAUGAGUAUGCUAUUUCCAAUCACUAUGAUCGGCACUGUGUUUGGGAGGAAGUGGCACAAAACAAAAGGCUGAACAAGUUCAACCAUACAAUAAUUGAUCAGCAAUUUAAGUUUUAUCAAGCGGAUGGACUGACGAGGUUCAAUCCAUCGGAUCCCAACAAGCUGCUACCAAGUUAUGUCCCUGAAGGUUCUUUCAUCGUGAGGGAACACACACCAAUGUCCAACUUAUUCUCGUGCCAGUGGUUCAAUGAGGUUGAUCGCUUCACACCUCAUGACCAGCUCAGCUUUGCAUAUACAUACUUGAAACUUCGAAGAAUGAAUCCCGACAAGCCCUUUCGCCUCAAUAUGUUUAAGGAUUGUGAGAGGCGAUCAAUAGCAAAGCUGUUCCAUCAUCGAUCAGAAGAGAGACGCAGCGGUCCACAACUAACAAGAUGACAUAGAUUAUUUCAAGUGAUGGGGGCAGAAGAAAGUGUACUUUGAUACAGCUCAGCAAGCCACAGGACUAUCUAGUGCCAAGAUUUGUGCCCCUGUCGAAGAGUUUAUACUCAAUAUAUGAAGAUUUUACCCUUGUUACUUUCUGAUCAUGCAGGCCGGUUCCUGCCUUCCAAUUUUGCGCUUGACAAAGGCGGAUCAGGAGAUGUUAGCUGUUUUUUUUUCGUUCUCAUUGUUCUCCUUGAAGUUCUGUUUAUUCUUUUGGACAUAUGGUCCAUGGAUGAUCUAAGUCAUGGCUGGGCACAUUUCAUGGAUGAACUGGGGACUUCCCUGAUCGGCCGUGCACAUGCAUUGUCAUAAAACUGUAGAAGAAUUUUGCGGUGAGACUACGAUAUUCCUGUUAUUCUCAGUGGUCUCACUGAAAAUGUACUAUACAACAGGAAACUGCACUCUGUAAUUUUCUCAAGGAUUAGCAAAUUAGUGAUUUUUGGCACGAUUCUAUGCAAUAUAUAGAGUUCCUUUUAACCUUCACUAUGAAGAAA
Molecule: messenger RNA, 2633 nt
Organism: Phragmites australis (common reed)
Lineage: Eukaryota; Viridiplantae; Streptophyta; Magnoliopsida; Poales; Poaceae
Product: probable hexosyltransferase MUCI70
Exons: 7
Coding region: 91-2094 (667 amino acids)
Source: RefSeq, a predicted model, not a curated record